This is a messenger RNA of Rotaria sp. Silwood1, 366 nucleotides long. The record is from the annotation of a GenBank genome assembly. NCBI's taxonomy places the organism in Eukaryota, Metazoa, Rotifera, Eurotatoria, Philodinida, Philodinidae.
AUGUUACGAUCAAAUCGAUUUAUUACAAAAAAAAAUCUAUUUGCUAUUAAGAUAACAAAACCACGUAAAGGUAUUUCCUUUUCACCACUUAAACUUUCUAGUGAAGAAAUGGCAAAUGAACUUGGACCACAAUAUCGAACAAUAGAUGUUCAUAUUGGUAACCAAAGAAUGGUAUUAGAUAUGGCUCAAGGAGGUUGGAUACUUGAUGGAACAUCAAUCGAACCUGCAGAUAUGACCAAAUUAGAAAAGCAAAGAAAUGAAUUAGAAAAAGAUAAUAGUAUUCUUCGUACUAAACUAGAUAUAUUAUUGGAAAUGUUAGCUGAAACUACUGCUGAAAAAUCAUUACAAGAGAAUCAUGAUAAAUAA